AUGUCUGUUCGGACGGCACCUGCAGCUUGGGACAAACAACAUACAACUUCCUGGAGAUGGUGGGUUCCUAAUCUUCCCAAGUCACUGGGUGCCAAUAAGUGUGACCGCGAUGAGUGGCCACCGGCAGCAUUCAUGGAGCAAAAAGGCUCACCUUAUGUACAAUGGAUCCGAUUCGUGCCUUCAUCGGCCAACCGCAAAGCAGGCCAGCUCUGGAAAGGAAUCUGUGGCAAACCAAAGAAGCAAACAAAGUGGGAAGGAGGCCCUAUCAGAGACGGCACCUGCACAACAGUUAAAUCGGUCAUCUAUACAUUGAAUGCGAUGAGCAUGUAUUUCAAGAACGUUUUCAGUCAUCCAGGUCUCGAUGACAAUCCCUGUCUGCCUAUUAUCACUGACGAUCCGGGAUUUGCUCUGUUCACGCAAGAUGCAUGGUACGGAGAUAAUGUUCUGGCAGGUUACAAUCCUGCUGCAUACAAGUACAAUCCCGUCUCCUCUCUGACUGCUGGACACAAGAUGCCUCGAGGAUGGUGGAGCAAAAUUGCGAAGCGUUCAGAUCAAGAGGAUGAGCAGAGAUGGGUCGAAAUGGAAACUGAGAUUUUCGAGGCUUUGGAGGAAGUGGCAGAAGGUACCUAUAUUCCUGUGCAGCAAAUGGAUUUUGAUCCUGAGAAAGUCAUCAUCGAUGAGGGUAACUCGAGUCGUUAUGCUACUCCUCAGGAGCUGUGGGAGGAAUUGGGUCUUCUCAAAUGUCGCUCUUACAAUUGUGAGAAGGAGAGAGCCGCUGUUGGCCACUACGAAGCGGAGGAGAUCGAAAGUCAGAUGGCAAUCCCCACUGACCAAGAUUUCCCGGUUCAGACGCCUCCACCAAGUGCCUCGAGAUGGAACCCUGCGUCUGGUCCGAGCAUCCCGCUGGGCCCAAGGGAAACCGGAACAACGCGGACAUCUUCUGAGGGGAAUUGA
Molecule: messenger RNA, 954 nt
Organism: Penicillium chermesinum
Lineage: Eukaryota; Fungi; Ascomycota; Eurotiomycetes; Eurotiales; Aspergillaceae
Exons: 1
Coding region: 1-954 (317 amino acids)
Source: RefSeq, a predicted model, not a curated record